AUGGCAAAGCUGGAGAAGUUUUCCGAGCCCCCGAAAAAGACUCAGAUCGUUGACUCGGAGUCUGACUCGGAGCAGGAUGACGGUUUGACUCACGUGGAAUGUGCCGGUUCCGGCGCGAGCUCGGAGACGGUGCGGCGCGCGCAGGUGAUCCACAGCGGACACUUCAUGGUUUCUUCACCGCACAGUGAUCCUGCACCGCGCAGAAGGAGAACUUAUUACGACUUCGACACGGUGAACAAGCCGCGCUGUCAGACCUACAGCUUCGGGCCGUUCAGCUCCGGCAGACUGAGCAUCGACCCAACACUCACCCGUCUCUUCGAGUGCAUGACACUGGCAUACAGUGGGAAGAUCGUGUCUCCAAAGUGGAAAUCCUUCAAAGGUCUGAGGCUGCUGUGGAGGGAUAAAAUCCGUCUGAAUAAUGGAAUCUGGAGAGCCUGGUUCAUUCAGUAUGUGGAGAAAAGGAAAAAUCCAGUGUGUGGGUUCGUCACUCCGUUGGAAGGCUCCGAGGCAGACGCCCAUCGCAAACCUGAAGCGAUUGUGCUAGAGGGCAGCUAUUGGAAGAGACGGAUAGAAGUGGUGAUAAAAGAGUAUCACAAAUGGAGGAUUUACUACAAGAAGAGGAAACACAAAGAUCAUGUGCCUGUUCUUCAGACGACGCCCAUCUGCAGGUCUGGCCUGGAGAAAUGGUCCGAUCAGAUGUACCCAGAGCCAGAACCUUCUCAGGCGGAGGUGCAUAUGUUUGACUUGGACUGCUUUCUGUCAGAUAUCUCAGACACUCUCUUCACCAUGACCCAAAAGCCAAGCCCUUGGAGUGGGGAACGCCAUAACACAUACACCAGCAACGCUGAUAUGAUCCAACCUGGUUUAACUCCACUUCAGCCCAGCUUGGACGAUCUCAUGGACAUUCCUGACAUCUUUGCAAGUUACCGUGGCCAUCCUCUGGUGCAGAGUGGUUAUGCUGACUCUGAUUUAUUCCAGAGCUCAUCCAACACACUUUUUCCCUCAACCCCAUCCACCAUGAUAAAUACACCCUUGAUACAAACAGGAUCCCAAAUUACACAGCCCAAUAUGACCGUCGAGAGCUUGCCCCAGUCCUCCUCAGCAGCAAGUUUACCCUGCCCUGGCUAUCCGCAGCAACCUUUAACCCCUGAGAUGCCCUUUGAUACCAGCAGAAUGACCUCCAACACCAAGUUCAAGAGUCAUUUAGAGUACAGCGAGUUCCAUCACUUGCCAGCCAUCUUCCCUGGAAUGGACUCGUACAGACAGUCCUACAGUGUCCCUAGCAUUGCUACUGGUCCUUCAAACAUAUCCUCUGCCUCUAUGUCUCAGGAGAACCCUUACAUCUACUCAAACACCUGCCUGAAAUACAGACACGCUUCAGGCAGCCAAUCAGGGAACAACGUCCUAACCACACCCACUGUUAUCACACAUACAGGAUCCAUGAAUGUCAUAACGCAAGAUCCCCAAGAGGGCCAAAGCUACGCUAUGCUGGACAUGCUGGACUACCAGCAGGCGUCUGUGGCUCCACCUUUGCCUAGCCAAGCCCACUGCUUCUCCGUGCCACAGCAGGUAGCCAUGGGUUCAGGCAGAGGAAAGCACAAGCAAAAAAUGGGAGGAGGUCGAGGGUUUCCCAUGGCAACGACUGUUUCUGUUUCUGUGGCUCCACCCACACAGACUAGCUGCCUGGCCAAGCUCUUGGCUUCCACCUCUCAAGAACGAAAACCGACAGUGGGUUUUGAUCCUCCUUUCGUUGGCCUGAAAUCCCAUAGGCCAACUUCUCCCAGCUUAGCACAGUCCACCAGCAGCAUGCCAGUGGGCUACAGAGGUUCACAAAUAUCCCAGCAUCCCCCUUGGCCCCCUGCCGAAGUGCCGCUGCAGUGCCAGAUGCCACUGACGGUACAUUCUGACGUCUCUCAUGGCUCCAUCUCGUCCCUCCUCGUCCCCAAAACUGAGAAACUCUCACCUGUCCCAAUCCAUGUGCCAGAGAGGACAGGUCUAACAGUAAGUUUUUCAGGAAACUUUGGCCCAACAUCUCCGACGAUCCCUCCAGAGAAAACAUCCGACUCAUCACUCACCUUAUCUGGAAUAACCAAAACAGAGCCCAAUAGGACGGACACGAGGCGAAUCACACACAUCUCCGCCGAGCAGAAGAGGAGGUUUAACAUCAAAUUGGGUUUUGACACUUUACACAGUCUGGUGACCACACUUAGCUCUCAGCCCAGCAUUAAGAUCAGUAAAGCCACUACGCUACAGAAGACAGCUGAAUACAUCACCAAGAUGCAGCAGGAGAGAGCGCAGCUCCACGAAGAGGCCCAGAGACUCCGAGAUGAGAUUCUCGCACUCAACUCUGCCAUCAAUGUGUGUCAGCAGCAGCUCCCUGCCACUGGCGUCCCCAUCACUCGCCAGCGCUUCGAUCAUAUGAGAGAGCGGUUCAGAGAAUACGUCCAGGCCCAGACCCUUCAGAAUUGGAAAUUCUGGAUCUUCAGUGUGAUUAUGGAGCCUCUGUUUGAGUCCUAUAACGUCAUGGUGUCCACAGCCAGUAUGGAGGAGAUGUGCCGCACUACGCUCAGCUGGCUGGACCAACACUGCUCCCUACCUGCCCUCAGACCCACUGUUCUGAGUUCACUCCGCUUGCUCAGCACCACCACGUCCAUCUUGACAGACCCAAGUCUGGUUCCUGAGCAGGCCACUCAGGCAGUCACUCAGAGACACCCGUCCCACAGCUGCAACCAGUGA
This is a messenger RNA of Neoarius graeffei (lesser salmon catfish), 2736 nucleotides long. Its product is annotated as carbohydrate-responsive element-binding protein. The transcript has 17 exons. Gene Ontology annotation, biological process: regulation of transcription by RNA polymerase II. The record is from RefSeq and is a predicted model, not a curated record. Lineage: Eukaryota; Metazoa; Chordata; Actinopteri; Siluriformes; Ariidae. Gene Ontology annotation, cellular component: nucleus. Gene Ontology annotation, molecular function: RNA polymerase II cis-regulatory region sequence-specific DNA binding; DNA-binding transcription factor activity, RNA polymerase II-specific; protein dimerization activity. The coding region runs from base 1 to 2736 and encodes 911 amino acids.